CCGCUUCCGGUCCGUGUCCUUGGUGCUCCGUGUCCUGUGGGUUGUUCCUCGGCUGCCUUGUGUGCGUCCGGGGAACAUGGCGGCGACGGCGGCCAGGGUCUGGUGGCGCAGGCUUGCGGGGGCCGCGGCGCUGGCCAGGGGAGCUGGGCGACCCUGGGUGCUGUUGCCGGUGAGGAGGGAGAGCGCCGCGGCCGACACGCGCCCCACUGUCAGACCACAGAAUGAUGUGGCCCGCAAACAACUCUCAGCUUUUGGAGAAUAUGUGGCUGAAAUCCUGCCCAAGUAUGUCCAACAAGUUCAGGUGUGCUUCUUCAAUGAGUUAGAGGUCUGCAUUCAUCCUGAUGGAGUUAUCCCAGUGCUGACUUUCCUCAGGGAUCACACCAAUGCACAGUUCAAAUCCUUGGCUGACUUGACAGCAGUGGACAUCCCAACUCGGCAGAACCGUUUUGAGAUUGUCUACAACCUACUCUCUCUGCGCUUCAACUCACGGAUCCGUGUGAAGACCUACACAGAUGACCUGACGCCCAUUGAAUCCAUUUACUCUGUGUUCAAGGCAGCCAACUGGUAUGAGAGGGAGAUCUGGGACAUGUUUGGUGUCUUUUUUACCAACCAUCCUGACCUAAGAAGGAUCCUCACAGAUUAUGGCUUCGAGGGACAUCCUUUCCGGAAAGACUUCCCUCUAUCUGGCUAUGUGGAGUUACGCUAUGACGAUGAGGUGAAGCGGGUGGUGGCUGAGCCGGUGGAGUUGUCCCAAGAGUUCCGCAAGUUUGACCUGAAUAGCCCCUGGGAGGCUUUCCCUGCCUAUCGCCAGCCGCCUGAGAGUCUCAAACUUGAAGCUGGAGACCAGAAGCCUGAAGCCAAGAAGCCCGAAUCCAAGUAGCUCCGUGGAAGGCAUAUUGGUCCUAGAAACGCCUUAUCUAUAAUUGUUUGUGUAAAUAAAUUCCUACUUAGGCUCACCA
Molecule: messenger RNA, 959 nt
Organism: Microcebus murinus (gray mouse lemur)
Lineage: Eukaryota; Metazoa; Chordata; Mammalia; Primates; Cheirogaleidae
Gene: NDUFS3
Product: NADH:ubiquinone oxidoreductase core subunit S3
Cellular component (GO): respiratory chain complex I
Molecular function (GO): NADH dehydrogenase (ubiquinone) activity
Source: RefSeq, a predicted model, not a curated record